Molecule: messenger RNA, 873 nt
Organism: Torulaspora globosa
Lineage: Eukaryota; Fungi; Ascomycota; Saccharomycetes; Saccharomycetales; Saccharomycetaceae
Gene: PEP12
Product: SNAP receptor PEP12
Exons: 1
Coding region: 1-873 (290 amino acids)
Biological process (GO): vesicle fusion; Golgi to vacuole transport; intracellular protein transport
Cellular component (GO): endomembrane system; membrane; SNARE complex
Molecular function (GO): SNAP receptor activity; SNARE binding
Source: RefSeq, a predicted model, not a curated record
AUGUCGAGCUCAGUUCCUUACUUCGAAGAUGAGGAAGACACCGCCAAGGGUUUUGCUGACUCUCCUGAGUUUGAGAGAUUGAAGGAUGACAUUGCCAGCAUGCUGUUCGAGAUAAACGGGCAGAUUAGCACUCUACAACAGUUUAUCUCCACGUUGGAGUCGCUAGUGGCUAAGGGAGAUGUCAAGGCCAAGGUUGUGGACAGGAUAGACAAGAAAUCGGUGAUCAAUAUUCGCAAAGUGGGUUCGUUAAUAAAGGGUGUGAACGAAUUGGUGAUACAGAUUGAUGCGAUAGAAGAGUCAGCUUUGGAUAAACCCGAGCUCAUUGCUCGAGAAAAGAUUAUUCGUGAUGUUCGCUAUUCUGUGCAGGAGUUCCAGAGCAUUCAACGGCAAUAUGCUAGGGUGAUGAAGGAUGUAAAUGCUAAGGCAGAAGCUUCAUUGAAGCAGGAGGAGCAGAAUCGCCAGAACAUUAGUGCCUUGAGACAAGAGGAGGAGGACCGUGGAGCGUCGGAGCGUGAGGAAGGUAUAUCAAGAGUUGUCAAGAUAACUAUCGAACGAGAACCGAUCAAUAACGAAGAAUUCGCUUACCAGGAGAACUUAAUUCGGCAGAGAGCCGAUGAGAUAUCCAAUAUAGAGCAGGGAAUAAUCGAGUUGAACGAAAUAUUCAAAGACUUGGGCGCGGUUGUGGAACAACAGGGCAUAAUGGUUGACAAUAUCGAAGCAAACAUAUAUUCGACAACUGACAAUGCGGCAAUGGCAUCUCGGGAACUAAAUAAAGCGCUAGGAUAUCAAAAAAACGCCAACAAGUGGUGCCUGUAUCUACUGCUAGGCCUUCUCGUGAUCUUUUUCGUACUGCUAUUAAUCGUUUUUAUCUAA